AUGCUGCAUUUAAUGUUGCAACUAGUGACAAGUUGUUUUAUUACAUGCGGUGAUGGAGCUAUUAUUAAUAUUUCUGUUCAGUAUGGAAAUAAGGUUAGGUGAACGAUCUGGAUCGAGUGGGUGAGAGCCUGCUUGUAGUCGCAGCCUCCGGUGCGCCUUGCGCUCGUGCGCACGUAAAAUAGCAACUCUCGUGACGUGUGCGGGUUCCAUAUAAAAUAUAUAAACUAACGAGAAAGUGCCCAGAGAAAUAUGUGCUGAAUCCAGAGCGUCUGCUCGCUCACUCUCGCGAUGCAAGUCCUAGUAGCGUUUCUUCUGUUGACGAUCGGUUUGGGCGCAGUUCAUCCGGAUGCGAAAGUCGACCUCCGAAAACAACGUUACGCCACUUCCGCUUGUGAUUCGUCUGUCACGUACGACAAAGUUUUAUUGAAACGGUUGACGUUGCUCUCGAAAUACGUUUUUACGGGAAAAGUGUAUGCAGUAACAACAGGUCACAAUGAAACGCGAGCUUACAAAGUUAAUAUACGACGUGUACUCAAGGGAGAUUUGAGCGGUAUAGGGUUCAAGGUUAAAUUUGGAACUCCCAAGUCGUUGCGAUUCAGUGACGCGACUGUGUUGGUUGAGAGCACUUUUAGGUCCCCGUGUCCUCCGCUACGAGUGAGAAACUACGGUAUAUUUUUGACCGAAAAGAAGAAAAGAAAAGGUACCAUCAAAUUAAAUCUGAUUGUAGAACCGAUGAUAUUAACUUUGAGAAGCAUUGACAUCGUAGAAGCAGUCGUAAAAGGUAAGGAACGUUAUGUUACCUAAUCAAAGAGCCACAACCGCAACCAAUUGUUUUAAUAACAGAAAGCGCUUAAAUAAACAACUAGGCGGCAAUUAGUUGUAGGGCGGGGCGCGUGUCAGCGUAGCGCUGUACGAUGUGAAGUUAUUACGGCUACCGGUCGUCGAGCUACUGGCAUCUAAUCAUUCCGCCUUUCUAAUUUAAUUUUGUAUUGAGAUGCUCGCUAGUAAAAUUGUUUAAACAAAGCUUUUGGUUUUCGAUUAUACAAUUUGUGAAGUUCUACUGAUUACGUAAUGAUUUGUUUAUGGAUUAUGUGUGCUGUAGUCGAAAAGGUUUAAAUUUCGUGGAACAGUCAUGAACAAAUCGUAUCCCGAUGAGUCGUCGUUGAAGUAAUCUUGGCCUAAAGGAUAAGACGUCCGGUGCAUUC
This is a messenger RNA of Bombyx mandarina (wild silkworm), 1205 nucleotides long. RefSeq lists its product as uncharacterized. NCBI's taxonomy places the organism in Eukaryota, Metazoa, Arthropoda, Insecta, Lepidoptera, Bombycidae. The record is from RefSeq and is a predicted model, not a curated record.